Xenopus tropicalis (tropical clawed frog) is the source of this 1332-nucleotide messenger RNA. RefSeq names its product TLC domain containing 3A (gene tlcd3a). The record is from RefSeq and is marked validated. Lineage: Eukaryota; Metazoa; Chordata; Amphibia; Anura; Pipidae. Gene Ontology annotation, cellular component: membrane.
GCAGGGCGAGUAACUGAUUUGAUAGCAAAAAGGGGGAGGAUCGGAGCUGAGGAGGCGCAGCGCUAAAUGCACCCCCGCUUCCAGCUUUCCCCUGAGGCCUGGUACCCUAUCUUCUAGGCAUCCCUGUUCUGGAAGGUGGUGACGCGAGUAAGGCAGAACCAAUUCAAGUAAUCUGUGGGUUUGGAAGGAUUCUCCGGUGACGUUCCGUGGGCGGGGCUAGGUGCUGGCAGGCUUCUGCUCGGUAGUUUCAGUAGUUUGUGCGGUAGCGGGCGCGAUGUGGCACGUCUUGGCCGCAGGUUCCCUCUUUUUUCCGGGACUCUACCUACUGUGCAGCCGGUGUGCCCGACGGACUCUGCCACAAUGGACAGAAGCUGACUGCUCGUUGCUUAGUACCAGAAUUGUAUCCUCUGUGCAAGGAGUGCUCGCUGCUUCCUCUGGUAUUAUUGUUAUCACUGCCUGUAAAGAUGUAAAGUUUGACAGACAUUGGCUGGCUACAGCUUACAUCUGGUUUAUCAUUCCAUACAUGGUGUAUGAUAUCUAUGCCAUGUAUCUUCGGCACUGGUACAGAUGUCACGAUAAACAAAUCAUGAAUGGAAAAGAUCACUUUUCUACUGCAAUGAACAGCUUGCUGCGGAAGGAUUUUCUCAUGCUGGUUCACCAUGUUGUGAUUCUAACAAUUCUUGUGCCCAUUGGACUGUUUCUGAGAAGAGAUAUUGGAGAUUUCUUUGUUGGCUGCCUUUAUGUAGCAGAGAUGAGCACUCCAUUUGUGUCACUUGGUAAAGUUUUAAUCCAGAUGAACUUGCAGAACUCCCUCCUGCACAAAGUAAAUGGUGCCCUUGUGCUAAUAAGUUUUUUCCUGUGCCGCAUUUGCCUCUUUCCAUUUAUGUAUUACGCCUACAGCCAGCAAUAUGGGAUCCCCUUAUACAAAGUGCCUUUCAGCAUACCUCUACACUGCAACAUUGCCAACGCAUCCAUCAUGGCUCCACAGAUAUACUGGUUCUGGCUUAUUUGCAAAAAAGCUUUAAGACUUUAUCGGGGCCCAGCUAGAUCUGGAAAAGACAGAUAACAGUUUCGGAAAUUCCUGUAUGAAUAAUCUGUGACUUAUUGCCAUGAACCAGAAUACUCACUGGAAAUUUUAAACCUAUAAGCACUGAGCUUUUAUUAACUCCAGGCCUGUAUCUGACAAGGGAGUGUAACAUGUGUGACCCAAUACACUGUCAAAUGUCCCCAAGGCCACAACUGCAGAGACUGUACAUUAUCAAUGAAAAGCACAAUCUCUCCACAUGAACACAACAUUGAGCUCAUCUUCUUUUUGUUAAAAAAAAAAAAAAA